AAUUGGAGCUAAAUCGCCAAUGGGAGGCUGAGGAGAUCUAUUGGCAACAAAAAUCUAGUGUCAGAUGGUCGAAGAAAGGAGAUUAAAAUACGUCUUAUUUUCAUACGGUUACGAGGACUACGAGAAAAUGAAAUUUUGUGUCUGGCCUCCGUAACGACAGUGGGGAAUGGAUCACUGAGGAUACUGGAAAGGUAGAAAUUACCACUAAUUUUUAUCAGACUCUUUUCACCUCGAAGAAUCAGGUGUUGAACAUGGCUGAGAGGGUGGGUGAUCUUCCCAUAGCCCAGAGUGUUACACCGGUUAUGAAUGCCAUUCUUACAACUGAAGUCCUUCCUUGUGAGUUAAGAAAAACGGUUUUCUCUAUGGAGUCUAAGUAGGUGCCAGGCUUUGAUGGGUUCACUGGAAAAUUAUUCAAGGCCUUCUAGGAUAUUGUUGGGGACUUUUUGAUUGAUGUUGUCUGCUCUUUCUUUUCCACGAGUAAGAUGGUCCGUAGUUUCAAUCAUACGUUGAUCCCUAAAGUAGACAAUGUGGAAACCAUGAGACAACUUCGUCCUAGCAGCUUAUGCCAGUUUGUGUACAAAAUUAUAACCAAAAUCAUGGCUGAACGGCUUGCUUGUCUCUUGCCACAAAUCAUUUUAGAAGGUCAAAAUGCGUUUAUCCGUGAACGACAAAUAGUGGAGAAUAUCCUCCUUGGAUAUGAGUUAAUGCACUAUUUAAAAAUCAAAACACGUGGUAAGAAAGGGUACAUGGGUCUAAAGAUUGACAUGGAGAAAUGCCUAUAUAGAGUCGAAUGGCCAUUUCUUCUUGUUGUUUUGAGCAAAAUGAGUUUUAACUCCAUCGGGAGAGGAUGGAUUCAUGAAUGCCUUAAAUCAACAUUGUUUUCGGUUCUCGUGAAUGGCACCCCUUCGGGUUACUUCACCUCUUCCAAGGUACUUCGGCAAGGAGAUCCUCUUUCUCCACUUCUGUUUGUGCUCUGCACGAAAGGGUUUGCGGCGCUCAUUAGAAAAGCCAUUUCGGAACGCAAACGGGAAGGAGUCAAAGUGGCUCCUUGCGCUCCCCAGAUCUCACAUAUGUUUUUUGCCGAUGAUUCUUAUUUAUUCCUUCAGGGCUCUCUCCAGGAAUGUGAGAAUUUGAUCGAGGUUUUGAAUAAGUAUGAGGAACUUAGUGGCCUUAGGGUGAACUCGGCUAAAUUGGCAGUUUGCUUUAGUAAGAAUAUUGCUCUGCCAGACCAGGAAUUCUUGGCUCAGAUUUUGGGUGUGGGGGCGAUAGGGGUCCAUGAUAAGUAUCUUGGGUUGCCGACGAUGAUUUCCCGGUCUAAAAUGGAUACUUUUCGGUAUUUGGAAGAGAAGUUGCUAGAACGACUCCAGGGCUGGAAACAGAGGACUUUAUCUUGGGUGGCUAAGGAAACUUUGAUUAAAUCAGUCGCUCUAGCUUUGCCUCUGGAUGUUAUGUCCUGUUUCAAGUUACCUAUUUCCCUGUGCCAUCUCUUGGACAAACAUGUGAUCAUAUUCUAGUGGGGUGUUGAAGAGGGCCAGCCGAGGAUUCGGUGGAUUUCCUUGCGUAAUAUGUGCAGGAGUAAACAUGAUGGGGGUAUGGGAUUUCGCCGAUUUGAAUAUUUUAAUCAGGCUCUGUUAGCCAAAAUGGACUACGUAUCCUUAAUGAACCACAUUCCCUCUUAGCCUAGGUUUACAAAGGGAAUGUUUUUUCCGAUUGGUACCUUCCUCUGUACCACGGCUCGAUCUCGCCCAUCUUGGGGUUGUCAGAGUAUCCUUUAUGGCCGACAAUUAUUAGAGAAGUGAUUAAGAUGGCAAAUUGGGAAUGAACAAACUGCUUCUCUGCUUCAUUCCAAUUGGAUUCCUCGGUUACAUCCCUCUCCCCCGAUAUGUAAUCUCCAAGUGUUAUCGGACGGGGGUGACCCGCCUGUAGCCAAGGCUAUCUGUCAAGGGGAGGGACGGUGGUGUGAUCUAAACUUAGCAGUGGUUUGACCCUCCAACAUGUCGUGCCAUUAAAGCUAUUCCUCUUCCACGACAAAAUGUGGAGGAUAGACUGAUCUGGCAUGCCACGGCUAACGGGUGUUCACUGUUAAGUCGGCCUACCAUUUUACUCUCUUGCUUGAUUAGAGGCAGGGUCUCUGGAGGUCCCUGGCUAGUUGGAUGGAUAAGGCCAGUUGGAUUCGUCUAUGGGAGGCUAAUAUUCCGCCCAAAUUGAAAGUAUUUGUCUAGCAAAUCUUUAAAUGUAUACUGCCAACCACUGAAGCCCUUAUCGAGAAGGAUGUCCUCGUGCUUCCCUGAUGUCCGGUUUGUUGGGCUGAUUCGAAAACAAUGGAACACUCUUUUCUUGAUUGCCCGGUGACGAGAGCCCUUUUGGACUAUUUGGGUAUGGAGUAUCUUGGGCAAGAGCUGCCUCGUCAAACUUUACCGCUAUUUCUAAAAAACUUGAUGUCCGUAAUUCAUCAACCUUCUUUGUUCAUGGCAAAUGUUGUUGUUCUUUGGAGGAUCUGGCGGUCUCGUAAUGGUUUGUCUUUGAGGGUAAAUAGUUUGGGAUCCCUGCCUUGAUGUGUAAAUUUAACCAACAAUAUGAGGAGUGGGUAAGUUUGCCGAUGGAUCGUGUCCUUCAGUCUUCCGCCCCUUUUAUACAACACUUGGGUCCUGGGGGGUCUAUUAUGGCUGUUUGUAUGUGGGAUGAGACAACAAGGAGUGAGUCUCAUUCGGUUGGCAGGAUGGUUAUUAUGUACCCAGCAAGGGAAUAUUGUGGUGGAGUUGCUUGUGCUCCGGGAGGCAAUAUUGUGGUGUCUCGGCCAUGGCUUCACGAAAAUGAGGUUUGAAGGCGAUGCCAAAGUCCUCAUUGAGAAGAUCAAUAGGGCUGAUAUCAGAGAUAACCGAAUGGGGCUAUUCUUGAAGAAAUCGUGCAUUACUUU
Molecule: messenger RNA, 2917 nt
Organism: Linum trigynum
Lineage: Eukaryota; Viridiplantae; Streptophyta; Magnoliopsida; Malpighiales; Linaceae
Source: the annotation of a GenBank genome assembly